AUGUGGGAUCAACUGCUGAGAGAAGCUCCCAUCGAGGACUGCUCGCUUGCAAUUUGUGGUAUCGCAUGGGUCCUUGACAAAGCUAUAGACGGCCUCUACACUGUGUUUAUUGAAAGGCAGAACAGAAGGAAUUCGCAGAAUUCGCAUAUGGCAUGGCAAAAUGAGAAUCAUUUGCAUUGCAUUCUUGAGGACAAAAUCGCUGCACCGGAAGCUGUAUGUAUUAGGUUGAGGGUUGAAUUGGGAAAAGCGUAA
Molecule: messenger RNA, 252 nt
Organism: Strongylus vulgaris
Lineage: Eukaryota; Metazoa; Nematoda; Chromadorea; Rhabditida; Strongylidae
Source: the annotation of a GenBank genome assembly